AUGCAGUACAAUGUGGUGCGGUUCGAUUUCCAGUGGUUCAAUGAACCAGGCCAGCGGUGGGCUUUCCGGAUUCUGUGCUCCAUCGUGAAGCAGUAUCUUCGAGAGCCGACGGCCGUCGAGAUCGCGGUCCGCGCUGUGACUGGACUCCGUUUGCUGGAAGGUUCUCCGCCGUUGAUUGCAUUGUGGGCCCUUUCUCAGAUGGAUAUUCCCAGGGCGUAUGCAUUGGAUUUAUCUGUCAAAGCAGUAUCUCCAAGAGCCAACGGCCGUCCAAAUCGCGGACCGCGUCGCACCUAUACUCUGUUCGCUGGAAGGUUCUCCAUCGGCGUGAGCCUUGGGCGUAUGCCAUGGAUGUAUGUAUCUGUCGGCCUGAUAACGGGGGCAGACCCGCCUGUCUCGCCAGCUGGUCUUGUUCAUCUCCGCCUUUGUCAGAUCCCGUGGGGGUUCAUUCUUCCUACGGGACUCGGUGGAGGCCCACUUCGCAUCCUGGCCAGACGAUUUCUCGCUGUUGACCUAGAAACAAUGUGGGCGAUGGAGGAUACAAAGCGUCGAGAGCCUCAGAACGGGUUUAUUGUGUCGCACCUGGCGUAUGUUCCCGCAGGAUGGGUCUUCCUUGCCGCUGAGGAUAUUGCCUUGUCGGUGAGCACAAUCCUUUAG
Molecule: messenger RNA, 654 nt
Organism: Pleurotus ostreatus (oyster mushroom)
Lineage: Eukaryota; Fungi; Basidiomycota; Agaricomycetes; Agaricales; Pleurotaceae
Exons: 4
Coding region: 1-654 (217 amino acids)
Source: RefSeq, a predicted model, not a curated record